UCCUUCGUACUACCGUCAACGAUCCGCUCAGCGAUGGCAGCCUCGUCCACAGCUGCCGCCUCAAGGCUAAUCAUACCAGCCGAAGCCUCUCUCCUGCCUAAUCAGGCUAUCCACGAGCCUCCCAAAGACGCUCAUUACCUCUCGGCAGCCGAUGAUCUCAUCGAACGCUUUCAGCUCGAAGACUCGUACCAUGUUCUACUUCACCCUUUCCGCAAAGACCUUCACAAGGGCAAGCGACCCCCGCCUGGAGAUGGAGAAGAUGUGGAUGAGGAUGACUCGAAGCCACAAGCUGGCAAGGAAGCGCAGUCUCGGCUCCCUGACGCUCAGAAGGACGAGUCGGCCGGAUCGACAUCUGAUGCUCCGCCCCCACCGGCCAAUCUAGCCAGGAGCUACGAGCACUUCCUCCCUCCUUUCCUCCCCGGCCGAAUUCGUCCUAUGAAACCUCCUCGCAAGCGACAGACCAUCAAUCGUCGUCAGGCGCUGCAGAAUAUUGCCGAAUCGCAACAGGCAGGUAGUGGUGGAGAAGCGCAGAUUAAAAGUCGCGAUCGAGAGCUGGCGAAGAAGGAUGAGGAGUGGGAAAGGUUCAAGCAGACGCUUAGGAGGGUGGUGUAUAAGCCUGAGUACACGCCGGCAGAUAUCAGGCCGUUGGAAGAUGAUGCGAUGAAGGGUUUCCGCGUACAGGCGGGCGAGGUGGAAGAGAUCGAUCGCUCCCUACUCGAGGCUGAUCCUCCUCCGGGGUCUGUUCAGGUCAGGAAAAAGAAGAAGAAGGCUCAGGGAGGAAAUUCCACCCCGCUUGCGAGACCACAGAACAAUGGCAACUAGGGAGGAAAUCGAUGCAAGGAAGAUUCAUAUGUACUCUACACUCAUACCCUCUUUCCUCUACUUUCGUACUACGUUUUUGCUUCUCCGCUUGCGGGUCCAGAGUCACUCCCUUUCCCUAUCCUACCACUGCCUCUAUCGGAUCUCGCACCUCGCGGGCCUCGCCCACCACCUCCGCUGCCUCUUCCUCCUCUGCCCUGCCCCGCUGUCCCACCAGUAGCCAUGCCUAGGCCUACAGCGCUUCUUUGAGGUCCACUGAGGCGCUCGCUUCCACUUUGUAAGCUCACUGUUA
Messenger RNA from Microstroma glucosiphilum, 1111 nucleotides. RefSeq lists its product as hypothetical. The transcript has 2 exons. The record is from RefSeq and is a predicted model, not a curated record. NCBI's taxonomy places the organism in Eukaryota, Fungi, Basidiomycota, Exobasidiomycetes, Microstromatales, Microstromataceae. The coding region runs from base 34 to 822 and encodes 262 amino acids.